AGAGAGAGAGAGAGAAGUGGAUUGCCAAUUCGAGUGUUGCUUCCGGCAGCAGUGAAUCUCAAUGAGAAUCCAGGCGACGCCGGCGAGAUUGUGGCCCCGAGGCACAAAGCGGCCGAACAUAUGGGGAAUUCAGAACGACGACGGAACAAAUGGGGAAGAUGGUGGAGGACCGUCUGUGGAGCCACUGCCAAAGCUUGUUCCCUGGGGGAGGAAGCGGCGGAGGCUAGGAUGCGAGGGUUUUUGGGCAAAUCAAAAUGAAGGAAAGGCAAGGGCUGUGAAGGCGAAGAAGAAGAAGAAGAAGCAGCAGCAGAGAAGGGCUCCCUUGGAGGUGCAGCAGCAGACAAGGGAUGAACAAGUACCACUACCUAGCUACCUGCAGAGAAGGGCUCCCUUGAAGGUACGGACAAUCAAGUGCCAUCAAUGUAAGCAAAAUGAUGUGGGAAGAGCGGUGCGGUGCACAAAGUGUUCGAGGAAGAGGUAUUGUAUCCCUUGCAUAAGGACUUGGUAUCCCAACACCUCAGAGGAAGCCAUAGCUGAGGCUUGUCCUGCGUGCCGCGGCAACUGCAACUGCAAUGUCUGCCUUUGUUGGGGUGUGCCUGUCAGGAAUCUGAACCCGAAAAUCGACAAGGAGACCAAGCUGGAGCACUCUAAGUAUUUGGUUCAUCAGCUGCUUCCGUAUUUGAAGAUGAUUAGGGAUGAGCAGCUGAGUGAGAUGGUGGUGGAAGCCAAGAGGCAGGGGUUACGUGACCUUUCGGAGCUCAAGGUGGACAAGGCUAAAAGCGGUGGUGACCAAGUGCGUAUGUACUGCAAGAGCUGCAGCACUUCGAUUUUUGAUUUUCAUAGGACUUGUCCCGGGUGUGAGUAUGAUCUGUGCCUCGGCUGCUGCCGGGAGAUUCGAGAUGGCAAGUGGAACAAGAGAGCUCAAGUGUUCACAUUGGAGUGGAGAGCAAGUGAAGACGGAAACAUUUUCUGCCCACCAACACACAUGAAAGGUUGUGGUAAGCAUAAUUUAGAAUUGAGAUGCAUUUUUCCUCAGAAUCAUGUCAUGGAGUUGGUAGAGAAAGCAGGAGAAAUAGAUGCAAGUUACAAUUUUUUGCCUGAUUAUAGUGAAACAUGUGCAUAUAAGUGUUCAUGUGUUAAACCUGUGGAUGAUGCCGUUAGCUCAAGUAGCAGCAGCAGCUGUAAGUUAAGGAAAGCAGCUUCUAGAGUUGCUUCUGAUAGUGACUACUUGUUCUGUCCAAGGGUUGGACAAAUUCAAGAUAAGGAUUUUGGGCAUUUUCAGUGGCAUUGGAAGAGGGGCGAGCCUGUGAUCGUUAGCAAUGCACUUGAAAAUGGAUCAGGUUUAAGCUGGGAACCAUCUGUCAUGUGGCGGGCAUUUAGACAGAUAGAGAAAGUCAAGAAUAAUAGUGAAUUGACAUUCCACGCCAUUGAUUGUUGGGAUUGGUGUUCUAUAGAAAUCAACAUCCUCCAUUUCUUUAGUGGAUAUUCCAACGGACGGUCUCAUAAGACAGGAUGGCCUCAGAAUCUCAAGCUCAAUGACUUCCCAUCAUCUGCUGAAUUUUACAAACGUCUUCCCCGGCAUUGUAAGGAAUUUUUAUGUUGUCUGCCUCUCAAGGAGUAUACUCACCCCAACAAGGGAACUUUGAACCUUGCUACCUACUUGCCACCUACCUCAGUAAAGCCCGACAUGGGUCCAAAAACAUAUAUUGCCUAUGGUUUUGCACAGGAGCUUGGACAGGGAGAUUCCGUAACCAAGCUUCACUGCAAUAUGUCUGAUGCGGUUAAUAUUCUGACACAUACAGCUGAAGUGGCCCUUACAACUGAACAACUUGCAACUAUAGAGAAGUUGAAGAAAAAGCACAGGGAGCAAAACGAAAGAGAGAUAUUUGGGGAUUGUCACACAAGUGCUGGAAAUGGAAGUGGGCCUCAGCAAGAGUCAGCUAUAGAGAAGUUGAAGAGAAAGUAUAGGGAGCAAAACGAAAGAGAGAUAUUUGGGAAUUGUCACACAAGUGCUGGAAAUGGAAGUGGGCCUCAGGAAGAGUCAGCUGAAGUAUGUGAGGAUGGAGGUGCCUUAUGGGACAUUUUCCGGAUCCAGGAUGUUCCGCAGCUGGAGAAAUACAUCCACAACCACGUCAAUGAAUUUAUGCAUGUACUUGGUAAUCCUUUGCAGCAUGUUACUCAUGCUAUACAUGAUCAGACUGUCUAUCUCACUGUGGAACACAAGAGGAAGCUCAAGGAGGAAUUCGGUAUCGAGCCGUGGACAUUUGUCCAAAAACUUGGAGAUGCUGUUUUCAUUCCUGCAGGUUGUCCUCAUCAGGUGAGGAACUUGAAGUCUUGUAUCAAAGUUGCACUGGACUUUGUUUCCCCUGAGAAUGUGGGUGAGUGCUUUCGUUUGACGGAAGAGUUUCGCGCACUUCCGACAAACCUCAGUGCCCAUGAGGACAAGCUGGAGGUGAAGAAAAUGAUUGUGCAUGCGGUUUGUGACGCUAUGAAGGAGAUUUCUGGUGAGAAUGUGACAAAGAGGGUAAGGGCUGUGAAGGCAAAGAGGGCAAGGGACGAGUCGAUACACUGCCAUCAGUGUCAUAGAUAUGUUAUGGGAAGAGUAGUGCAGUGCACAAGGUGUCUGGAAAGAGGUACGGGAAUGAGGACGAGGUAUUGUAUCCCUUGUAUACAGAGAUGGUAUCCCAACACAUCAGAGGAAGCUAUUGCUAAGGCUUGUCCUGUAUGCCACGGCAACUGCAACUGCACAGCCUGCCUUCGUUUGGAUGUGCCUGUCAGGUGUUUGCAGAAUCUAGACCCCAAAAUCGACAGGGGUACCAAGCUGGAGCACUGUAAGUAUUUGGUUCAUCAGCUGCUUCCAUAUUUGAAGAGGAUUAGGGAUGAGCAGGUGAGUGAGAUGGUGGUCGAGGCUAAGAGGCGGGGAUUACGUGAUGUUUUGGAGCUCAAGGUGGAGAAGGCUAAGUGCGGUGAAGAUGAGCGUAUGUACUGCAACAACUGCCGCACUUCAAUUUUUGAUUUUCAUAGGAGUUGUCCCAAGUGUGGGUAUCAUCUGUGCCUCAGUUGCUGCCGGGAGAUUCGAGAUGGCAAGUGGAAGAAGAGAGGGGUGGAGGAGGAAGCUCAAGUGUCCACAAUUGAGUGGAGAUUUAGUGAAGAUGGAAGCAUUCUCUGCCCCCCAACACAAAAGAAAUGUUUUGGUAAGCAUAAUUUAGAAUUGAGAUGCAUUUUUUCUCAGAAUCAUGUCAUGGAAUUGGUAGAGAAAGCAGGAAAAAUAGAUGCGAGUUACAAUUUUUUACCUGAUCGUAGUGAAACAUGUGCAUACAAGUGUUCAUGUGUUAAACCUGUGGAUGAUGCCGUUUGCUCAAGUAGCAGCAGCUCUAAGUUAAGGAAAGCAGCUUCUAGAGUUUCUGAUGAUAACUACUUGUUCUGUCCAAGGGUUGGACAAAUCCAAGAUAAGGAUUUUGGGCAUUUUCAGUGGCAUUGGAUGAGGGGCGAGCCUGUGGUCGUUAGCAAUGCAUUUGAAAAUGGAUCAGGUUUAAGCUGGGAACCAUCCGUCAUGUGGCGGGCACUUAGAAAGACAGUUAAUAACUACCAUGCUAGUGAAUUGACAUUCCACGCCGUUGAUUGCUGGGAUUGGUGUUUUAUAGGAAUCAAAAUCCGCCAUUUCUUUAGUGGAUAUUCCAAAGGACGGUCUUAUAUGACAGGAUGGCCUCAGAAUCUCAAGGUCAAUGACUUCCCAUUAUCUACUGAGUUUCACAAUCGUCUUCCCCGGCAUGGUAGGGAAUUAUUAUGUUGUCUGCCUUUCAAGGAGUAUACUCACCCCAACAAGGGAACUCUGAACCUUGCUAUCUACUUGCCACCUCUCUCAGUAAAGCCGGACAUGGGUCCAAAAACAUGUAUUGCCUAUGGUUUUGCACAGGAGCUUGGACAGGGAGAUUCCGUAACCAAGCUUCACUGCAAUAUGUCUGAUGCGGUUAAUAUUCUGACACAUACAGCUGAAGUGGCCCUUACAACUGAACAACUUGCGACUAUAGAGAAGUUGAAGAAAAAGCACCGGAAGCAAGACAAAAGAGAGAUAUUUGGGAAUUGUCACUCAAUUGCUGGAAAUGGAAGUGGGUCUCAGGAAGAAUUAGCUGAUGUAUGUGAGGAUGGAGGUGCCUUAUGGGACAUUUUCCGGACUCAGGAUGUUCCGCAGCUGGAGAAAUACAUCCACAAGCACGUCAAUGAAUUUAAGCAUGUGUUCUGUAAUCCUUUGCAGCAUGUUACUCAUGCUAUACAUGAUCAGACUGUUUAUCUCACUGUGGAGCACAAGAGGAGGCUCAAGGAGGAAUUCGGUAUCGAGCCGUGGACAUUUGUCCAAAAACUUGGAGAUGCUGUUUUCAUUCCUGCAGGUUGUCCUCAUCAGGUGAGGAACUUGAAGUCUUGUGUCAAAGUUGCACUGGACUUUGUCUCCCCUGAGAAUGUGGGUGAGUGCUUUCGUUUGACGGAAGAGUUUCGCACACUUCCGACAAACCACAGAGCCUGUGAGGAUAAGCUGGAGGUGAAGAAAAUGAUUAUGCAUGCUGUUUGUGAAGCUGUGAAGGAGAUUUCUGGUGAGAAUGUGAUGACUGAGGAUGCAACGUCUAGGGGAGGCGCAAUGGAAUUAAGGCAGGGUGUAAGGCCCAAAUCUUACAAAAUGUAAUGGUAUGCAGCAUGGGAAUUAUUAGGGAUGUAAUCUUAGAAUAUUAGGUAUGUAAUCUUAGAAUUAUUAGUGUUCUGUAUUUCUGUGCUUGGGAACUUUUAUUUGAUUUUGGAACAUAAUUUAGUUCCUAACUGAUGGAUUUGUGCUCCAUGUUCU
Molecule: messenger RNA, 4834 nt
Organism: Rosa rugosa (rugosa rose)
Lineage: Eukaryota; Viridiplantae; Streptophyta; Magnoliopsida; Rosales; Rosaceae
Exons: 1
Coding region: 62-4678 (1538 amino acids)
Biological process (GO): regulation of transcription by RNA polymerase II
Cellular component (GO): chromatin; histone deacetylase complex
Molecular function (GO): transcription coregulator activity; histone H3K9 demethylase activity; chromatin DNA binding
Source: RefSeq, a predicted model, not a curated record